AUGUCUUUCUUGACUACACUUGACAAUCUGGACUGUGAGGCUUUCCUCAACGAGUUCCCCCACCUCAAGUUGCUUUUUAAGGAGACCCAGUCCCUUUUCAUUUCGGCAACUAUCGUACUCGUACUGCUCACCCGUGCCGCCGGCAUUGCUUACUUUGGCCUCGGUGUCAUCGUCGUCUGCAUGCUCGCCAAGAAGCUCAAGCGUAUGAUUCGCCAGCCAAGGCCGGUCGGAACUGACAAGGUCACAUAUGGCAUGCCGAGCACCCAUUCAGCUGCGAUCACAUUCUAUGCUGUAUACAUCAUCCUAGCCGCCAAUCUCUUGCCUAUUCACCCUGCAUGGCACUUCCCGAGCUCCCCUUACGUCCGCGUUAUCCCCUCCGUCAUCUCACUCCCAUGGGCUACCGGUGUCUCCCUAUCUCGCGUCGGUCUUCACCACCAUACCAUGUCACAGGUUGGUGCAGGCUGCCUUCUUGGCGCUAUCACUGCCGGUGUCUGGUUUAAGCUCUGGGUUAUGGGUCUCAACCAAUGGGGUGCCGUCGCAGAAACCGGACUUCAUAACUUGCUCGGAUUUUGA
This is a messenger RNA of Rhizoctonia solani, 573 nucleotides long. RefSeq lists its product as uncharacterized. NCBI's taxonomy places the organism in Eukaryota, Fungi, Basidiomycota, Agaricomycetes, Cantharellales, Ceratobasidiaceae. The record is from RefSeq and is a predicted model, not a curated record. Bases 1 to 573 code for a protein of 190 amino acids. The transcript has 3 exons. Gene Ontology annotation, molecular function: sphingosine-1-phosphate phosphatase activity.